Messenger RNA from Melanotaenia boesemani (Boeseman's rainbowfish), 2134 nucleotides. RefSeq names its product gastrula zinc finger protein XlCGF57.1-like. The record is from RefSeq and is a predicted model, not a curated record. Gene Ontology annotation, cellular component: nucleus. The coding region runs from base 84 to 2000 and encodes 638 amino acids. The transcript has 2 exons. Gene Ontology annotation, molecular function: RNA polymerase II transcription regulatory region sequence-specific DNA binding; DNA-binding transcription factor activity, RNA polymerase II-specific. Lineage: Eukaryota; Metazoa; Chordata; Actinopteri; Atheriniformes; Melanotaeniidae. Gene Ontology annotation, biological process: regulation of transcription by RNA polymerase II.
AGUUUUACGUACUGACGCUAAGGACCCCGGAAGUUACUCGUACUGUUUACAUUUUGCUCUUUGUUCUGUGGAAAACCAGAAAAAUGUCCAAAAAACGGACAGGGAGCCGUAGCUUGAAGGCCGCAAUCGACCAGCAAUUAGCGGCAGCCGCUAAAGAUAUCUUCGGGCUGCUGCAGGAGCGCAGCAAAGCAGAGCUACAGGACCUUCGGGACCUGGUGAUGGAGCGAAUCACCGCAGUCGUGGAGCUUAUCCUCUCUGCAUUCGAAGCUAACCGAAUGGCUGUUGGAGAUUCGCAGAAGCCCCGUGAGUGUCUGAAAGCGGAUCCAAGAGACGAACGGAAAGAGUUGUGUCUAUCAGUUGGUGUGAGGAGUCUCUCUGAUGACAAAUGUCAGAAGCAGGAUGUAAUAGUGGAUAACCCACUGCAGGAGGCUCGGCCUAGCACUUCCUCCAGACUAGAAACAGUCUCUGAAAUAGACCACCCAGCCUCUCUGGACGGUCCAGCCGAAGAGGAGGAGGAAGAUGAGAACAACUCAAAAGGGGCAACAUCUCACUGCUGCAGAGUAUGUGGGAAGUUCUUCCACAGGAAAGGCUUUUUACUUAAACAUGUGGAGAAGCACUCAAAGGAGGCUGAGUGCUUGUGCGGUAUGUGUGGUGAACAUUUUGAGUCUCCUGACAGUUUGCGACAGCAUCUUCAAACCCAUCGCGACAGCAGCAGGACCUGUAACGUGUGUGGCAAGAAGUUCCCCUCAAUCCGAGCUCAGGAGACACACCUGAGGCUGCACACUGGUGAGAAACCUUUUAACUGCCACUUCUGUGGUAAGGGUUUCAAUCAGAAGGGUAAUAUGAUGACUCACUUGAGGACUCAUAGAUCCCCUGAGAAGUCAUUCACAUGCAGUGUCUGCUGUAAAGAAUUCAGCCACACCAACUCUCUGGAGCAACACAUGAAAGACCAUGAUGGUCAGAUGCCACUGAGCAAAAUCCCAGAAAAAGGCAUCCCAUCAAGAACAAAGGUGGGGUGGCAUGCCCGGAGCCACAAAUCUGACAAUCAGUACCCUGAAAGGAGCAAACGCAGGAAACCGAGCCUGACUCCUUCUCACUCGUGCAAGGUUUGUAGGAACACUUUUCAUAACAAAGGUAACUUACUGCGGCAUGCAGAGACACAUAUAACAGAUCCUGACUUUAUCUGUGGAGUCUGUGGAGAGGGUUCAGAGUCUUUGGAGAUUUUGCAGCUUCAUAUCCAGAGUCACAGGGAAACAAGCAGGAUUUGCGAAAUCUGUGGAGUCAACUUUAGGGACAUGGAGAUCCAUAUGAGGACACACACCGGCCAGAAACCCUUCAGAUGCAAAGACUGUGGCAAGGACUUCCCCAGAAAGGGCUCUCUGGAGAGACAUAUUAAGUUGCAUGCUGGAGAGAGGCCAUACAUCUGUGAAUUUUGUGGAAAGACUUUCAUUGAAAACACAGUAUUGAAGAGGCACAUAAAGAGCCACACAGGAGGAAAGCCUAGGAUUUAUCCUUGUGAGGUCUGCGGAAAGAAGUUCACCAUGAGCCAACAUUUAGACGUGCACAAGAGGAUCCAUACAGGGGAGAAGCCAUACCCGUGCAAGGUCUGCGGCAAAAACUUCAGGCAGAUUGGCAACUUGGAUUCUCACAUGAGGAUACACACAGGCGAGAAGCCGUUCAUUUGCAGCCUGUGUGGGAAAAGGUUUCGGCAGAAGAUCUCACUCGAGACACAUGAGAGGUUCCACAAGAAGGAGAAACCGUUCAUCUGCAAGGAUUGCAAUAAAGGCUUUGUCCAGAAGAUAGACCUGAAGAGACACAUGCUGACACACACUGGUGAGAAACCGUUCAAAUGCCAGAUCUGUGAAAAGAGCUACCAGGAGAAGCGCUCUCUGGACUCACACAUGAAGGUCCAUGGAGGAGAACAGGCUACCAAAGACUCAAUUGUGAUGCAGAACUCAAAACAACAGGAGGGAGUUCACUCUGACUUCAUCCAGCUGUAGACUGAGGGAGAUGGAUGAAGUCUGCCAGUGUCAGAACAUCUGCUGAAAGCAUGUCACCCUGCAGCUUCAUCCAACUUCAUUAGGUUCGAAGAGACUUUACGAAAGGAGUUGCAGCUCAUUGUUAUGUUUGAUUU